GGAGACAAAGAGAGAGAGAGAGAGAGAGAGAAUGUGUUGGGUUUUGUUUUGUGACGAAGAGGAUAAAGAGUUAGGCAGGCAACAAGCUCCUGGAUCAUGUCCCUAUUGUGGAGGAAAAGUUUUAGCCAUGGAUGUUGAAAGAAAAUGGAGUUUCUGCUUUUUGCCCAUUUCUUACAAAAUCAAAAGAAAGUAUCUUUGCUCUUUAUGUUCCAGGCGUUUGGAAUUAUAUCAUUGAGUUCAUCAUCAGCAGAGCUUUGCCUAGCCAUGAACCAUAAGCUUCCGUCAAUGGUGUGAUAAUUUCAAGAGCUGCGCUUGUUUUCUUCUUCUUCUUCUUCUUUGUUCUUUGUUUAAUGUUGUCAAGUUUCAGUUUAACUUUUCUGAUACCCAUUUCAACAAACUUUAUUGGGUUCUCGUUUAAAUUGAUUAUUUGUUUAUAAAAUUUAUUUAAGUUUUGGAUCUGAUGAUGAAAGAAAUGAAAACAAGUGAUAUGAAAAUGGGUUUCUUUGAUC
Messenger RNA from Manihot esculenta (cassava), 509 nucleotides. RefSeq lists its product as uncharacterized. NCBI's taxonomy places the organism in Eukaryota, Viridiplantae, Streptophyta, Magnoliopsida, Malpighiales, Euphorbiaceae. Bases 32 to 235 code for a protein of 67 amino acids. The transcript has a single exon. The record is from RefSeq and is a predicted model, not a curated record.